GGAGGAGGUUGCAGAGCUGCAGGAAGGAGACGCGCGCAGGAGACCACCUCUCUCUCCGGUGAAAUCUGAACACARCUUCAUUAAAUUAAAAAAUAAAAUACCUGGGACCGCGCUCUGCAGCAUCGGAGAGGUUCCUUUUUCCCUUUCUUCCUUUGUUUUUUGUUUUUUUUUUUUAAAAAAAUGUCUGGUCACAGCACCACCAUAGCCGGGGUGCUGGUCGCUCUGUGGAUCGGCAGCGCGGUGAACUGCGUGCCCCAAGGGACGCACAAGAACCGGAGACAGGCGCAGCAAUAUCACGCUUCUUCAGUCUCUCAAGAUGGUUGUGUAGAGCAUGGCUACUUCUAUAAYGUUAACGAACAGUGGGAGCGGCCAUUUUGGGGCAAAACGUUGAUCUGUACCUGCCAUGGAGUUGCUGGGAUCAAGUGUAAAAGCAAGCCAGAUGAGGAGGAACGAUGCUAUGAUGAAUCCAGUCUGAAGUCCUACGCCGUGGGAGAAACUUUUGAGAGCUUCAGGGAAGGCAUGAUGUGGGACUGCACGUGUCUUGGAUCUGGGAGGAGCAAAAUUAGUUGCACCAUYGCCAAUCGCUGCCAUGAUGGUGGAGUUUCACAUAAGAUUGGAGACACCUGGAGGAGACCAAAUGAAGCGGGAGACUCCAUGUUGGAGUGUGUCUGCCUGGGAAAUGGCAAAGGAGAAUGGACCUGCAAACCCAUUGCUGAGAGCUGCUAUGAUAACUCGCUUGGCGCAUCUUAUAAAGUUGGGGAGACGUGGGAGAGGAAAUAUGAGGGGUGGAUGAUUGUGGAGUGCACCUGUCGAGGAGAGGGGACUGGAAGCAUCAAAUGCACUUCAAAAAAUUACUGUAAUGACAAGGAUACCAUGACCGCAUAUCGAAUUGGUGACACGUGGUCCAAGACGGAUGCGCAAGGCCACUUGCUCCAGUGUCUGUGCGUGGGGAACGGCCGAGGGGAGUGGAAAUGCGAUCGAAAAAUAUCUCUUCACGCCACCGGCCUGGGCACCGGACCCAAUGUGUUAAGCAACAUCCAUCCUGCUGUCUUCCACCCUCUCACUGUUCCYGAGUUUCCUGAGGAGUUAACCUGUAAGACUGAUACAGGGCUGACGUACUUCAAUCGGCAGCGCUGGAUCAAGAAACAGGGAAAYGAAAAGAUGGUCUGUACCUGCCUUGGCAACGGAGUCAGCUGUGAUCAGUGGGAUGGACCAGCCCCAGUGUACGGUGGGAACUCUGAAGGCCUUCCCUGUGUGUUCCCUUUUGUCCACAAGGGAAAGACCUACCACUCCUGCACCUCAGAUGGACGCAGUGAUGGACGGCUGUGGUGUUCCACCUCAUCWGAUUUUGAUAAAGACCAGAAAUAUUCUUUCUGCACAGAGAAAAAUGUGGUUGUGGAAACACGAGGCGGUAAUUCCAAYGGUGCUUUGUGUGAGUUCCCAUUCCUGUUCAACGGCCGAAACUACACAGACUGUACUCCAGAUGGAAGGAGGGACGGCAUGAAGUGGUGCGGAACCACGGCAAACUAUGAUGUCGACCAACUUUAUGGGUUCUGCCCCAUGACUGCUAAUGAAGAAGUGUGCACAACAAAUGAAGGGCUGAUGUACCGCUUAGGUGACCAGUGGGACAAACGACACGAUGUUUUGGGUGAAAUGAUGCGAUGUACCUGCGUAGGUAAUGGACGAGGAGAAUGGAACUGUGUUGCUCACUCACAGCUUAAAGAUCGUUGUCUCGUGGACGGUGUGACCUACGAGGUUAACCAGACCUUCACCAAGAAGCACAAGAUGGGACACAUGAUGAACUGCACCUGCUUUGGACAGGGCCGUGGUUACUGGUCUUGCAAUCCCUUAGACCAGUGUCAGGAACCUCAGACAAAGGUUAUCUAUCAGAUUGGGGAGUCCUGGGACAACAUCAUACACGGAGUCCGGUACAAGUGCUACUGCUAUGGCAAUGGUAUUGGAGAGCAUAGAUGUGAGCCCCAGCGGUCAUACGUGGGUGGUUAUCAUCCUGUUCAGGUGGUCAUAACAGAAGCCGGAAGCCAACAAAACACCCAUCCCAUUCAGUGGAAUUCCCCAUCAUCUACUCACAUCACCCAGUACAUCCUCAAAUGGAGAGUGAAAGAUACAUUAAACCCAUGGAUGGAGGUGAACAUCCCAGGCCAUCUUAACUCCUACACCAUCUCUGGUCUGAAAGCGGGAAUAACGUACGAAGGCCAGCUGAUCAGCGUGCUGCGGUUUGGACGACAAGAGGUCGCACGCUUUCACUUCACCACAGCUUAUGGAUCAUUGGCUACAACUGAAGGCGAGAUCACCCCACUUCCACCUUUGGUUGACAUCUCCGAAUCAGUAACAGAAAUCACAGCUAACAGCUUCGUCAUCUCCUGGGUUUCCGCCUCCGACACCGUCUCUGGUUUCAGAGUAGAGUAUGAGCUCAUUGAGCAGGGACAGGGACCUGGAGAACCCAUCGUUUUAGAUUUGCCUCGUACAACAACCUCGGUGAACAUUAAUGAGCUUCUGCCUGGAAGGAAGUACACUGUUAACGUCUAUGAGGUUACAGACGGAGAAGGGGACAACCUCAUUCUCACWACUUCACAAACAACUGCACCUGAUGCUCCCAAGGAGCAUGAAGUAGAGGAGGUGGGAGAUACCUCUAUUGUGAUCAGCUGGGACAAACCACUGGCUCCCAUCACUGGAUACCGUGUUGUCUACGCACCCUCAGAGGAGGGUGAAAGCAUGGAGCUGACUCUCCCCGAUACGGCAACGUCUGUGACUCUGAGCGACCUACUGCCUGGGAAGUCCUACAACAUCAGCAUCUAUGCUGUGGAGGAGAACCUGGAAAGCGAACCGAUCUUUGUACAAGUCAACACCACUGGAGAGUCCCUUCCAGAUGAAGAAGUGGCUUCCCCGACUGACUUGCAGUUCUUUGAAGUGUCCGACAAGAAAAUAGUCUUGACCUGGUCCAGUCCAGCUGGCGGCAUCUCAGGUUACAGGGUCACGGUGGUUCCUGUUGACGAGUCUGGUUCUCCGCAAAAUGAGAUGACUCUGCCUGUCGGUCAGAACUCAUAUGUCGAUGUAACACACCUACAGCCUGGCACGCUGUACCGCUUUAGUGUGUACAGCAUUCUUAAUGGAAAAGAGAGCUUACCACUUAUUGGGGAGCAAACUACAAAGCCAGACGCCCCCACAGACAUCCAUUUUGACGACGUGACUGAAGACAGUGCGGUGGUGCAGUGGUUCGCGCCUCGCGCCAAAAUCACCGGCUAUCGUCUCUUCCUUAACGUGGAAGGCUCGAACCCCGUGCAGCAACACCUGCCCGCCCACCUCACAGAGUACACCCUGCUGACCCUGAAGCCUGACACAGAAUACACGGUCACGCUGCACUCACUGCAGGACAACACGCUCAGCAAAGGAGAGACUGCUGUGUUCACCACAUCCCCUGCUGUGGGUAUUGCUCCUCAGUUCAGCACAGAAGUGACUGACACCUCCAUAAUAAUCUCCUGGACUCCAGUUCCCUACAUUGGAUACAAGCUGACAGUCGGGCCCAGUCAGGGUGGGGAAGCCCCAAGAGAUGUCUUCUCAGAAUCUGGCAGUAUUUACAUUUCCGGUCUGACUCCGGGAGUAGAGUACACCUACAGCGUCCAGCCAGUUUUUAAUGGCCAAGAACAAGGAACCCCAAUCACUCGACACGUUGUCACACCUCUGUCUCCUCCUACUGAUCUAAACUUGGAGUCCAAUCCAAGCACUGGUGAGCUUGUAGUUCAGUGGAAUGGAGCUGCUACACCAGACAUCACAGGUUACAAAGUGACGUGCACUCCCACCAAAGGGCAACAGGGAAACAGCUUGGAGGAGUUUGUAGACGCUGGGCAGAAUUCCUGCACCCUGGAGAACCUCAGUCCAGGUGUGGAAUACAACGUCAGCGUUGUCACAGUGAAGGACGACAUGGAGAGCUCUCCUGUYUCAACUGUCAUCACCCCAGAGGUGCCCCAGCUGACCGACCUCAGCUUUGGGAACGUGACUGACACGAGCAUCAGUCUCCACUGGUCACCGCUCAGCACCCCAGUGGUCACCGGUUACAAGAUUAUGGUGGCUGCUUCUGGUGAGAGCAUCCCCAUUUUUGAAGACAUGGUCAAUCCGGCCACUGGUGRUUACACGGUCUACGGGCUGGAACCGGGCAUCGACUAUGACAUCAGUGUGACCACUGUCACAGAGAGCGGCGAGAGUGAACCCGUCAUAUUCACUCAACAAACCACCGUACCGGCCCCCACUGAUUUGAACUUUGGCAAGGUUGGACCUGACAGCAUGGAGGUUACGUGGGUUCCUCCUCACAUACCAGACAACAAUGAAAUUACCAGUUUCGUCAUUAGGUAUCAGCCUAUUGAUGACGACGAUGAGCUUACAGAAACCAGUGUAGACAGCAGGACYAACAAUGUGGUGCUAAAGAAUUUGCUGCCGAACACGGAGUAUCUGGUGAGCGUGGUGUGUGUGUAUGAGCAGAGGGAGAGCUCGCCUGUUGUCGGCAUCAGGAAAACAGCUUUGGAUUCACCAGUCGGCAUUCGUUUCUCUGAAAUCGUAACCAACUCCUUCACCGUGCACUGGCUCCCUCCGCAGAGCAGAAUCUCUGGUUACCGCAUCCGUUAUCAGAUGGUUAAGGGAGGGAGGACCAAGGAUGAGAGGCUACCCCCGUCAAGGAACCACUUCACCAUGACAGGCCUCGUUCCGGACACAGAGUAUUUGGUCAACAUUUACUCUGUGAGCGGGACACAGGAGAGUCUGCCGCUCAGCGGGACACAGAAAACAAUUUCUGAUGCUCCUACUGACCUGGAAGUGCUCGAGUCAUCCCCCACAAGUAUCACUGUUCGCUGGGCCCCUCCUCCCGUCACUGUGCGCUACUAUAGGAUCACCCAUGGAGAAUCAGGAAGUCACAGUAACCCUAAGGAGUUCACUGUACCCGGCUCUCAGUCCACUGCUACAAUCAGUAAUUUGCAGCCUGGCACUGACUACACAGUUACUGUUUAUGCUGUGACCGGCAGAGGAGACAGCCCCGCAACCAGCAUCCCCAUCUACGUCAUGCACAGAACAGGUGUGGACUCGCCCUCUGAAAUGGAAGUGACUCAUGUGAAUGACAACAGCGCCACGGUGAGAUGGAGCCCGGCUCAUGGUCCCAUCAAAGGUUACAGGGUGACGGGGGUCCCCAUCAAUGAACAGGGACAAUCCUUCUCUCAAGUGGUGGAAUCAGACCAGACAGAGUUUACUUUUUCAGGCCUGCUGCCUACUACAGAAUACGUUUUUAGCGUGUCCGCUCUUGGACAAGAAGGAGAGAGCUCGCCUCUGUUGGUAAAUGCCGUGACAAAUGUGGAUCAUCCGAAGGAUCUUUCCUUCGCUGACGUUGAGUCCACUUCCUUGCGGAUCACGUGGGAUAGUCCUGAGGGAACGGUAACAUCUUACCGAGUCUUGUAUGCGAGUUCAGAGGAGGGUGAGAGAGAGCUGCCUGUUGUUCUGAGAGGAGAUGCUGACUCAGCUGUUAUUGAUGGACUCCAGCCUGGAACUGAAUACUCAGUUAAAGUCAUCGCCAUGCAUGAUGGCACAGCCAGCACACCACUGAUUGGAACACAGGUUACAGCCAUUUCUCCUCCCUCUAACCUCCGUUUCACCCAAGUCGGCCCCACAUCCUUCGUCAUGCACUGGGCGGCACCAGGUCAGGAGAAUCAAGUAACUGGCCCCACAAGCCUCACCGGGUACCGUGUAGUGGUGAACCCAAAGAACAAGAGUGGACCAACCAAAGAGAUCAACCUGGCCCCAGACACCACCCAGGCGCACAUCUCUGGACUCAUGAUUGCAACAAUUUACGAAGUCAAGGUUUACGCACUGAAGAACUCUUUGACCAGCAGACCAGUCCAAGGAGAGGUCACAACUCUAGAGAAUAUCAGCCCUCCUCGACGCGUACGCAUCUCCGACCUCAACGAUUCCACCAUCACUUUAAAUUGGCGAUCAAAAACGAGCCCCAUCUCCGGGUUCCUGAUUGAAGCCACGCCAACCUCCUCUUCUCCAAGCUACGUACCCAUUCAAAAAACAGUCCACCCUGACGCCCGCUCAUACUCUAUUACGGGUCUGGAGCCUGGCACCACUUACAAGAUCAAUCUGUAUACGCUGAAAGACAAUGGACGCAGCAUACCGUUCACACUCACUGCCACCACAGCUCAACCAGUGGUCAUCCCACCCACCAAUAUCCGCUUCACCUCCCUGAAUCCUAACAGCAUCUCAUUUAUGUGGGAGCCGUCACACAGUCCAAGGGUCACUGGUUAUUAUGUCACCUAUGAGGAGGCUGGAGGUUUGCCCCGAGAAGCUUUCCCUAGACCUCACGGAGGCCAGAGCUACGCCACCAUCAAUGGUCUGAAACCUGGAACAGAGUAUGUCAUUAAGAUUGUAGCCAUGCAGAAUGCUUUGAGAAGCACACCUCUUGUGGGCAAGGCUAGAACUCAACCAGAUUACUCCUCUGUUCAUCAGCUGUUGGUACCUGAUCUGCCACAGCUUCCUGUUCCUCAUCAACCCAGCACUGAAAUCCUGGACGUUCCAGAGACCUUCGAUGCGAAGAUUUUUGACUCCAACCAUGUCCACCUGGCUGGUACAAGUGGCCAGAACGAACCGGGCCAGCAUGGUCAGUACGUCUACACUGAGUAUCAGAACUUGGGCCCCAAUAAUGGGCUGCAUGGCUCCCACAGUGGACCCAAAGAAGGCCAGAGACCCACUCUCAAAGAGCCCCUGGUUUUUAUACCAAUAGCAGGCCCUGAUGGAAACAGAGUACCCCUGGUCAAGGUGAGCGACAGCCCUCUGCCAGGCCUUGCUUUCGGUUUCCCUGACAAUGAAACAGAUUUGCCCCAAGAAGCGAAGACGGUCACGACUAUUUCCUGGCAACCCAUCCCUGAAACAACUGAAUACGAAGUGUCCUGCAACCCGCUCACGUUGGAGGAAAGAGGCUUCCAGAUGCGUCUUCCUGGAACCUCGAACAGCGCCACACUGAUUGGACUCACGUCGGGAGCUUCCUAUAAUGUUGUUGUGGAGGCAAUGAAGGACGGAGCUAAAGAAACUGUUCUAGAGGAUGUUAUCACAGUUGGCAAUGCAGUUCCAGACGACCUUCCUGUUACCACCAACCGGGAUGUGUGUUACGACACGUUCACACACACGUACCACGAGGUGGGCUCCGAGUGGGAGCGCAUGUCUGAGGCGGGCUUCAAGCUGUGGUGCAGCUGCCUGGGGCUCGGCAGUGGACAUUUUAGGUGUGAUUCAUCCAAGUGGUGCCAUGACGGCGGUAAUAAUUACCGCGUGGGAGAAAAGUGGGACCGCCGUGGCGAGAACGGCCACAUGAUAAGCUGCACCUGCCUGGGCAACGGCAAAGGAGAAUUCAAAUGUGUUCCCCAUGAGUCCACGUGUUAUGAUGAUGGUAAAAUGUACCGGGUUGGAAACCAGUGGCAGAAGGAUUACAUGGGUGCCAUCUGUACMUGUACUUGUUAUGGAGGUCAGCAGGGAUGGCGAUGUGAGAAUUGCAGGAGGCCUGGAGGGCAGGUUAACGUGGAGGCAGAUCUCCUUCAGCCCGUUUCUUCCGACGUUUUUAACCGCUACAGAGAAAACGCUCUCCGCAAACUGAACAUCCAGUGUCCGAUUGAAUGUUUAAGUCCAGAGCUGCUAGCCGACGCUCGUAGUCCCUCGGAGCUGGAGAAGUAAGGAAGGAGGAACUGAGAAGUGAAACCUCUCACGAUGUCAUCAUUUGAAGAUGGAAGCUUCCUCCUCUGACUAUGUCAGCUUUGUGCCUUUCAAGGUUUUCACAGCAACAAACUCUGUGCCUUAUCCAAGAUCUGCCCAUUUUUUUAUUUUUAUUUUUUUUGAAAUGUGGGUUUGAUCGUGUUGAACUUUUCAAUAACAAAGCUGAAUUUCUUUGGAUUUUUGAACACAAUUCUGUCGCAACUAAAGUUCUGUUGCUUCAUCACUUUAAACUCGCCUUCACAAAACAUUGUACUACRCACACAAUUUGUUUAUUUCUAUCCUCAUGGGGACUUUAUAUUGACUUCCAUUCAUUUUCCAGUCAUUUCUACAGCCUAACCCUGACCCUUUACCCUAAACCUAACCCCACACCCAAAAUCAUCAUCUGUACCCUUGGGGCCAAUAGGAGCGCUGGGUCCUACAAGGCUGCGUUUUUCUGGAAAAUGGUCGCCAUGAUGUAGCAAAAACGCGUCCACACACUCGCACAAUAUGCAGAACUGCUCUGUAUUUUUUUCUGUAUUGAAGCCAAAAGAAAACAAAAUUUAAAAGAUGAGAUUUUUUCAUAAUGACUUCAGCCACCUUUUUUUGAAAUUUUAUGUUUGUUUUAUUCUUAGAAGAUUAUCUGUGACUACUUUGUAUUCAGAAGUCAUUUAGUUAAUUAUAGAAUGUAUUUUUCUGGGUUUCUGGUCAUUUCUACAUUAGAUAAAUUGUUAACACUUAAGCCAUACAGUAUUUUUUUGUUUGUUUGUUUGUUUUCGUUACUUACAACUACUUAAUUCAGUUUAACUGAUCCAGACAAACAAGAUGAUCAGUAUUUUUUUGUGGUUUUCUUCAUUAGAAUAAAAAAAAAGAUGAGCACUGCUGCUUUCCAUGUGAUGUUAUUUUGCUCAGCUGUUGUAGCUGUAAUUUCAUUUCAGUUCAUGUAUAUGUGGUCAUCUGUAGAGCAUAAGGUUUCUGUUUUUUUAAUACAAAAUAUAACACCUGUACAAGUGUUAAAAUCAAAGCUUGCUGACCAAAAGUUGAAAUGUUGGAAAAUUUGCAAUGUUUUCAAGUGAAAUAUAUUUUAAUUACAUGUUUAUAUUUUCUAUUUAUCCCCUUUUCUUAUUUAGGCAUUUUGCUCAAUGCUUGGGGGUGUACACUUUUUUUGAUUUUUUGAUUAACUUGUUUUUUACAUGUUUUGGUGCCAGACUCUGAACUACUGUGGACAAAAUCUUUUUAAUAAACUCAACAAAAGAAACCAG
This is a messenger RNA of Austrofundulus limnaeus, 8996 nucleotides long. RefSeq names its product fibronectin 1a (gene fn1a). NCBI's taxonomy places the organism in Eukaryota, Metazoa, Chordata, Actinopteri, Cyprinodontiformes, Rivulidae. The coding region runs from base 181 to 7719 and encodes 2512 amino acids. Gene Ontology annotation, cellular component: extracellular region. The transcript has 49 exons. Gene Ontology annotation, molecular function: proteoglycan binding; extracellular matrix structural constituent; integrin binding. Gene Ontology annotation, biological process: heart development; cell-matrix adhesion; cell-substrate junction assembly. The record is from RefSeq and is a predicted model, not a curated record.